CGUCAUUAUCGUCGCCGUCGUUGUCAUCGUCAUCAACAUCAUCUCAACAUCGUUCUGCUCCGUCCUCCGUGCCGUCGCGCGUCGUCAUUGGGCGGCGCAGUGGUCGUCUCGCUCGUUGGCCAGCGGCAUCUUCCCCCUCCACAACACAUCGCCUCCACCGUCGUCGCCGCCGUCGUCAUCGCUUCUCUCAGUCGCUCUCGCCGGGGGCCACCGCACCGAAGGUGUCCGUGCGACGGGCCAGACCAGCCGCUACGCAAGAUGGCUGUGUGUCGCUGACGAGGACCGACAGACCGGACCGGGGAUACAAACAGUCUGUGGAUAAGUCGAACAUGCGGCUACGUGAUCGUCGGGCCCGUCCCUGAAGCGAGAGACACUGGCCAAGAAGCGAGAGGGAAUGUGUGACAUGUUCAUCCAAACACAGCAGACGAGUAGCGUCAACGGCAGCAGCAGCAGCAGCAGCAGCAGCAGUAACAACACCGUUCAUCAUCCUAGCAAGAAGCGCAAGUUAGAUUACAACGUGAGCCAACCGGUGAUCCAGCACGCAUUGGUCCAAUCGGCCGGCGAAUAUCAAUUGGACAGUACUGGUCUGCAACAACGGUAUUCCGUGAACGGUGCUAAUACUGCAUUUAGCUCGCUGCACAACAAUAAUGCGCUGCAGAAGAGUAGCCCGAACCAGCAGACCCUGGUACGAGCCUCGACGAUCAAGCUCUUAGACACGUACCAACGCUGUGGCCAGAAGAGAAAAACUUGGUCGAGAGAGGGUAAUGACGGUCUGGCAGUCCAUUCCGCCAACGCGAUUGAAGCGGCGAGUAAUAUAGUGCCGCUGCAUCAGACCCAAACUCAGCAACAGCAGCUGCAACAACAGCACAGCAAGCAGACGGGCAUGACGGCGCAUAGCAAGCAAGUGGCCAACGCGGCCAACGGAGGUGGCGGCGGUAGCAAUCCCCAAGGCGACGGGGAUUAUCAUUUGGUGCAGCACGAAGUCCUCUAUUCUAUGACCAACCAGUACGAGGUCCUCGAGUUUCUUGGCAGGGGUACUUUUGGGCAGGUCGUGAAGUGUUGGAAGAAAGGAACAAACGAGAUAGUAGCCAUCAAAAUUUUAAAGAACCAUCCAUCGUACGCGCGCCAAGGUCAGAUUGAGGUCUCCAUCCUGUCUCGACUUAGUCAGGAAAAUGCGGAUGAGUUCAAUUUUGUGCGCGCCUACGAGUGCUUCCAGCACAAAUCGCACACCUGCUUGGUAUUCGAAAUGUUGGAGCAGAACCUCUACGACUUCCUGAAACAGAACAAAUUCUCACCCCUACCUCUCAAGUACAUCAGGCCCAUCCUCCAACAAGUUCUCACCGCCUUAUUGAAACUGAAGCAAUUAGGAUUGAUACACGCUGAUCUGAAGCCGGAGAAUAUUAUGCUGGUGGACCCGAUGCGUCAGCCCUAUCGCGUGAAGGUCAUCGAUUUCGGAUCAGCCUCGCAUGUGUCCAAAGCUGUCUGUAAUACUUACUUGCAGUCGCGAUAUUACCGCGCACCCGAGAUCAUACUGGGACUUCCGUAUUGUGAAGCGAUAGAUAUGUGGUCGCUCGGCUGUGUAGUCGCGGAGUUGUUCCUGGGAUGGCCUCUAUACCCGGGCAGCUCCGAGUACGAUCAGAUACGAUACAUAAGUCAAACACAGGGCCUACCGACGGAGCACAUGCUAAACAGCGCCAGCAAAACCACCAAAUUCUUUUACCGAGACGUGGACAGUACAUAUCCAUUUUGGCGGUUAAAGACACCAGAAGAGCACGAGGCGGAGACUGGUAUCAAAUCCAAGGAAGCGAGGAAGUAUAUUUUUAAUUGCCUUGACGAUAUCGGUCAGGUUAAUGUACCAACUGACUUGGAUGGCGGUCAACUCUUGCCAGAGAAAGCGGACAGGAGAGAGUUCAUUGACCUAUUGAAGAGGAUGCUUACGAUGGACCAGGUAGAGCGGCGUAUAACACCGGGCGAGGCACUGAACCAUGCAUUUGUGACCCUGGCUCACCUAGUCGAUUACGCGCACUGUAACAACGUCAAAGCUUCCGUCCAGAUGAUGGAGAUUUGCAGGCGCGCCGGGGACUUCACCGCGAGUCCUGCGCACCAUCAGGCUCCACCGGCACCUCAACCACCUCCACCAACGUCUUUAGUAGCCAAUUUUGUACCGACCACGAAUGGCAGCGCGGUGACGCUCACCUUCAAUAACCAACUGACGAAUCAAGUGCAACGAUUGGUUAGAGAACACCGUACUGCGCAGACAGGAUAUGACAAUCUGUAUCAGAUAUACAGCAACAGUAGUCGACGCGCACAGUACAGCAGUUCGUCCAGCGGAUCGAAUAGUGCGCGAAGCGGCGUGCACGACUUCCCGCAUCAGCUGGUGCCUGGUAUAUUGUGUCCGCCGCCUGGCUAUCAAACCAUGCCGAGCCCCGCGAAGCAUGUGGUUGUCGCUCAGCCACCACAAGCGCAACAAGCACCGCUACAAAUUCAGUCGUCGAUCAUAUCGCAGCAAGCCGUGGCCGCGGCAGCCGCGGCCGCUCAACAACAGUAUGCUGCGGUUCCCGUUUCGAUGGUCGAAACCGGUCGACAAAUGUUACUUACGAAUGCUGUACAGACUUCUUGGCCUGGUGGGAGCCGUCAGAUGGCCGCGAUCGUACCAUCGUGGCAGCAGUUGCCACCGCAGCACGCAGCCAUCCAGCAGCCAUUGCUGAGUGACGCCGGGGACUGGGGAAGACCUCUCAUCGUUGACAGUUCCGCUAUUCUACAGGAUCAGCGACCGGUAUUCCCUGUCGCGGCGGAAGUGUAUAACGCUAGUGCACUCGUUGAGCAUCCGUCGCAAAGUUGGGGCAAACGCACUGUCACGAAACACCAUCAGCACCACGUUGCGAUACCUCAGCAGACUCAGCACAGGCACGAACACAAGAAGGAGACGCAACAGCUGAGCCCGGUGAAGAAACGGGUGAAGGAAAGUACACCGCCCAGCAGCAUGCGACGGCACUCGCCGGCGAGUAGUCAUUGGCAGGAUCAGCCGGUGCAGUCUCACCAUCACAGCGGCAAGCAUAGCAGUAGUAGUCACAACGUGGAGCAUCAACCGGUUGCAACGGCGCGACAGCAAACCAUCACGAUCGACGACACGCCUUCGCCGGCCGUCUCGGUUAUUACGAUCAGCGAUAGUGAAGACGAGGUAGCUGGAAAGUGCUGCGGAGACCGUCAGUGCAGCGCCUGUCAAAGUUUGGCAACUCGCCUGUCGGGCGACGGACGUCCUGUCCGUGAAGAAGUCAUACGAAGCAGGCAAUCGCCACCGGUUGUCGUACCGAUCCACCAGGUCACGCACACCAGCAGCCAUGCUACGGCUCACGGCAGCUCUUCGUCGCAUCGAACAUCGCAACGCAAGAAUAUCAUCAGCUGCGUCACCGUUGGCGACAGCGAUGGCGAAGUCAGCCCGAGCCGAACGCAUGCUUAUUUGUAUCAACAUCUGGCUCAACAACCGACUCAGAGUCAACAGGCCACGCAGUUAAUCAAACACGAGCCACAACAGCCACUUCACGUUAGCAACAGUAGCUCGGGAUAUUGCUCACAAAAGAAACGGCUGUUGGCAAAGGUGCAAUCCGAGUGCAACAUGAUAAACGUUGCGACGAAACCGGAACCCGGCGUCGAGUACCUCGCUCCACAUCCGUGCCAUGCGCCAGCUUGCAAAGAGCCACCGACCUAUCAGGAUGACGUCUAUGACAUGCAUGACCACUUCUUGCAGUAUGUGACCACGAGUAGUGCGCAUCCUCACCUCCAAGAACAGCAUAUCGUGUAUACAACUGGCACGGAUAAACGAGUCUCCUGGCCUGGAAAACGCGCCGAGUACAAGCACGAGUAUGUUCAACCACCGGCUGCUCAUUCGAGAGAUCAUCAGAAGUGGGUAGUGGCCAAUCCGGUGCAUCAGUAUAGGCAGAACCAGGUAGUAGGUUCGGCGGCCCAUCCGGGUCAUACUCACAGCCAUCACGGACACCCAGCUCAUCUGAGCCCCGGCGGCAGUGGCAGCGGCAGAAGUCCCACGGGCGGGCCUGUACUAAGCAGUGCUCAGCAUUUAGGACAACCUCUCUACCAGGAGUACGCUCAUGUGCGCACGAGGCCUCAUGCGGUGCCACCGCCGGUGUACGUUACUGCCGCGCCGUCACAGGCUGCUACCGCUAUCCAGCAGCCGCAAGUGCCCACUUAUCAAGGAUUCACGCCCGGCUCGUCUCCAUUAACGUUGUAUGAUUCUAGUCGAGCGUUGCCACCGCCAGCUCAUCACAGCUCGGCCAGACCAUUACUGGCAAGUCACGCAGCACAUCCGCUGCCUGCGCAUAUGCAACCUACAGCAGUCUACGGAUUGGCCCCGCUUUCGCCAGCCAAACACCAAUAUCAACCUUCUGGUUUGUGGUUCACCGAAUAAAUUAAUUACCGUCGAGCGUUAUAAAUUAAGAAUCGUAUGAGGGAAUAAAUAUGGAUAACCAUAUGAUUUUCUGGGAACUUACGAGCCGCUCAUGCCAAAACCAGUGAAACAUCAGUCCGGGUAAAUAUAAUAGAAAAAAAAGAACGCAUUCUAUCGUGCAUAUUUUUUCUCGUCUCCUUCGUGUGCUUUUGGCCAGUAGAUGGCUUCGGUGGCGAGGGAACGUCCGCAUCGCUGCGAUUUGUCAGUACGAUCGGUGUUACGGUACAUCUCGCAGGGAUUUUAUGACCGAGCAUAAUGUGGUAAAAGGAAAGGAAAAAAAAACGAUGGGCAGGUGCGCGUUUAAAAGUGAAAAUUUUUGACAAUCCGUCCUUGGCAGCGACCACUCCCUUCCGACCAUUCUAGGAAGAGUAACACGAGACAAUGCAACAAAAUCUUUUGGAAUGUUUGUUAUACACCACUUGUGUGUCUAUAACAGCCUCCUCUUCGUGACAAUUUCGAGAUCAGUCGAGAAAAGAUCACGUGCGAUUGUACGUAAAUUGAUCUACUUGUGAAACUGUGCAUGUUUUUUCCUUUUCUCCUUCGUGCGAAUUUGAAGACACGUUAUUUUGGCGUAUGCGGCAUGCUAUAAAUUUCGUAAGUUUCCAGAGACCGAAGUUUUAUUACGGAAGAGGUAGAGUUUAUAUACGGACAUUGUACAGACCAAAAUUUUCUAUCGAGGUGUCCCGAUCUAUUUAACGUUUAUACGCAUAGUUUCUAUUGUACAUAUACAUAUAUACGCAUAUAAGAAACACAUUGGUAUGCAACUUAAACGGGUCGGGAACACCGAUAGCGAUAGAGAUACGCUGCACGUAGUGGCAGCAGCAGCAAUUCACGUAUGUGUACGUGAAUGAAAACUGUUAAUGAACGUCAUUCAUAUGUGAUUCAUUACGCGAUUUGUAUUUUGCGAUUGACUUUAAACCGCAAAAUGAGUUUGCAUUUCUUCAUGGUAUGCCGUGGAGCAUAUUGCGCGCAUGCGCACAGAUAUCUUGUUUUAUAAUCCUCUUUAACAAGAUUAUUUUAGUGAAUUAAGUUCCCUGAUUGUCGACGUAGCGAUCGGCUUUGUUUUCCGCUGGUGGGAUUUUUCGAUUAUAUUAAGAGUUUCGCUAUGGGGGUGUAUAAUGCUGUAGUCUUUUACAAUAUUUUAUUUAUAACGGGCACUCAAGACUAACGAGGUAGCCACAUUAUCCUUUGUAGCUUGCGUGUUAUACUGAAGUAUACGUUAACAAAUAAAUACACACACACACACACACACACAUUACACAGAUACAAAAUUUAGUUCUAUCACAUGUUCGGAACUUUAGGAAGUUCUUUGCGUAGGAUUAUUCCGGUUGUCGUAAACGUAGUCGCGAAGACUACUUGUCAGUAAGUAAUUUCACACAAGACACCAAUUUCUUCAAGAUGAUUCGUACGACAUCCGAAUUGACGAAAGCUUGACGUGCCUUUUUUGGAACAGUCCCGUUAUUUAUUACCUUUGUGUUAUAUAUAUAUAUACGUACAUAUCUUUUUUUAGAAAUCGUCUUCAUUCUCAUCGUCGUUUUCAUCAUUGUCAUCGUCGUAUUAAUUUCUCAUUAUAUUCAUCAUUGUUGCUACUGAUCAUCAUUGUUCACAUGCACAAUAUCUUGUUUCGAAUUGUACAAAGAAGCGUUAUUGUACGCUAUUUCAAGCAUGUUACUUGAAAUACGAAAUUGUGACCGCAAUUUUAAAGCUUUCAUAAAAAUUGUACAUAAGUUUAACUAUCAUUAAUUAAUAUUCAGUAAUAUUUCUUUCUCCCAUGCACUAACAUUUCGAAAGUGCAAAUUGAGAGAUUUCUUUUUCGGAUAUUGAGAGAGAGAAACAGAAGAGGAAGAAGUGUAUGCCAAACAGCAAUAAAAUGUUAUAGUGGGUCUUACGAUAAAGAGUAUCUCGCGGAUAUCACAAAAUCGCAUGUAGCACAUUUCUUUUCCGCGCAUACAUAGACUUUUUGUAUGAUAACAAUAAGAAUAUCUAUAGGAAAAGGGAGGGAGGGGGGGGAGAGGCAGGGAGAACAGAGAGCUCUAUUUAUAGAUAGUUUUCAUAAAACGAGUUUUUUCGCAAUUCCGUUCUUCUCGUCUAAUCGCGUUCUUCCUUAUCGCAGACUUUCUGUGUGAGUGUCCAAACUGAAAUCAAUAGCAUCAAUUCGUAACAUCAUCGUAGCUCAUCCCAUUACAUCAAUUUUCACUCUUCAGGAUCAUUAUUCUCAGGCGGUAUCGUUAUAGUACGCGUAUACAUAUUCUUUAGAUACCGGCAUCAUAUAUGCAAUCACUAAUAUACAUUUCGUGAUUUUAUGGAAUAACGCUUAAGGCAUUGUUUUUUGCUAAUUCUAUAUUAUGAUAAGUGUAUAGAAAGUUCUAACGGUAAUAUAUUCGGCGUAUAUGGGAUUAAUUGCGAUAUGUUGUUUAGAGAGUGAUUCACGUCCAGAGUUUAAUUAGAGAUAUUGUACACAUAGGGUGAGAGAGGGAGAGAGAAAGAGACAGAGAGUGUGGAAGAGAGUGAAAGAGAGAGAGAGAGUGAGAGAGAGGAAAGAAGGGAGGAAAAAUAUAGAGUAUAUGAAUAUAUGGAGGUACAUAAGUGUAGCAUAGGUGUGUAACGGAGUUUUAAACAUGUUACCGGUAUCACGAGAAAAGAAAAAGAAAGAACCCUUUACGCGAUACAAUAAAGUUAAGUAACAAUCGAUAUACAACUGCAAUUUCGCUACAUUUAACUUAUAGAGCAGGGCCGUUACGGCUAUCGGGUCCAUGAUAGCCUCGCAAAUCUCUCGAGUGCCUUUAUAUCGAGAGGCAUCAGACGAAUCAGUGUAAAUCUAACGAUGCCGAACUAGCUUUCGGCAAAAGCGACGUUUAGACUUCUUCGUUUCUUCACGCUCUUCUUCUCCUUUCUUUAUACGCGAUUAUGCAGUUUACUCCCCUUAAGAUUUAAGCAGUUUGUGCCCGACAUCCUUUCGUAUACGCAUCAGUACGUUUACGCAUUGUACGAAAAGAAAAAAAAGAAAAGAAAUAUUUAACCAACUCGAUGUGCCUGUUUAAUCGUAUUUAUACUAUAACGGGAAAAGAGAAAGAUUAGUAGAGAGGUGGCGAGUCUUUUUUUUCGUUUUCUUCAACAUAGACUGAACGCGCUAUGACGUUAUCAGUGAUAAAGCAUCGAGAUCACCGCACGGAACCGUGCGUGUUGCAUGCUGUAUCCACUCUUCUCGGUUUUCGGGCCACUUAGACGGCCUUUAGAUGUGCCCGAGUUUGCGUGUACAUACAUGAAUACAUACAUACAUGCUUCCACGUAUGGCAGUAGAGAUACUCGUGUCGCAUUGAACAGAAACUACCAUACCCUUCUUCGCAGUAAGUCAUGUGAAAAACCAAGUCAUAUCCUUUAGGUUUUCAUCCUCCACGUAACGUCGGAUACGCCCCCGGAUGUGCGCGUGUACGCACGGUCUGCACGCACGCACGCACGUACGUGCGUACUCCGCAGUAGUCGUAUAACAAUAUAAGUAUAUCGCAUUUCUUGUUUUUCGUCCUCGUAUACGUAUUGCGCCUAUUGUCCAGAUCUACGAAUCUACUUUUAGUCAUAGUUUAUUUCUUCUCAUUCUGCGAGCAAGUCUUGACUGACGACGGGAUCGGUGAUUGAUCGGAAGAUUGUUCGGAUCGUAGAAUCUAUAAUGAUCGCGCUAGCGUUCGAUUCAUUUUCUUUUCUUAGAAUUACGAUGUGUAGGAAGAAUACGCGAGCAGAAAGGGGAGGCUUUCGAACAGCAUCGACAUAUCGACUAUUUUAAGGGUACAAAAAGGACCAACCAUUCAGGUCGGCUUGAUUUCGCAUCGAUAUGUUGUUUGGGUUGUCUCGGACCUUGAUCGUCGGUCAAUGCGUGCUCCGAGUCACGUUUUACGCUCUCAUAUUUGAUUUUAUUUUAGAGCAUACGUUAUACAAUGUAUAGUGAAAAUACACGCAUACACACAUGCAUACACGUACACGUACACACAAGAAAACACACUAACACACGUAAUAAACUACCUAAAUAAAAAGAAGUAGAGACGCUAUAAAACGCUGUGUGGAAAAAAUUAAGUAAAGGAUACCAUAACUGUAUCAAUGAUUCUAGUUGUGAUAUUUUAUUAUAAUACGAUAAUCGUGUGCAGUUAAGUUCGAUCGGGCACAAUCGCGUGUGCCCGAUGGUAUAUACAUAUAUUACGCGAUAUAAAGCGCAUAGGAGAGUGUAUCUUAAUCUCGACAUAUUAAUUAAACGCAGAAGCAAGAUUACACGUUGCAAAAGCUGUUUAUAAAACUAAUUCACGAUGAUCGAUGGGACGACGUGACGUUACACGCGACUGUUUGACAGUGUUAUGGAUAAGUGGUUCCUUAUUUUCUUCCUAUUUUAAUUCCGAAGUCCAAGUUAUAUUGUAUUAGCUUAUCAUGGAUGUUUUCUCUCGUUGUAACAUCAGUCUGACAUCUCUAAUUGAUAAAUUGCACAAAAAUAUUCGGCAUUAUUUUUGGUUCAAGGAAUUUGGAAUUAUUUCACGUUGGAAUCGCAACUGUAUUAAAUCUUUUUCUUUUCGUUCUGUUAACUAUACAAUUGAUAGAAAGUUUUUAGAGACAAAACUGAAUUUUUCAUUGUUCGUGCAUACAAUCGUGCGUAAUUGCAGCAGUUGUACUUUUCGGUCAGAUAGUACGAUAAUAACACGCAUUACAAGUAGAUAUCUAGUUCUUUUAAUCGUUUUGAAAUAUGUACAUAUGUUUCUUAUUACAUCGGGGUGGGGGAGUGAUAUAUUAGUCUUAGAUGUAGUGCCUAAAGUGAUGAGAUUGUGUGUCUAGUAAUAAGAUUUAUUUAGUGUAGAAUCUCCAAAUCAGUCCUGCACCGAUAAAAGCAAAAUUUAAGUCGUGAUAGAUUGAAAACUGAAACUUGAUUUAUAUUAAAACUACUAAAAAUUUUCAAAUUAUGAAGUUUUAAUAUGUCAAGGAUGUAAAAAGUGAAAGGAAAAAGGAGAGGUGUAAUAAAUCACAUGACUCAUAUUUUUCUUGUAUCGGUUUCGGGUUAUAAAGUCAUGCAAAAUUGGGAAACGCUUGGAUGUGCUUAGCGUGGGAAGAUAUUCGUGUAAAAAUAAUCAACCGCAAA
Ooceraea biroi (clonal raider ant) is the source of this 9572-nucleotide messenger RNA. RefSeq names its product Homeodomain interacting protein kinase (gene Hipk). The record is from RefSeq and is a predicted model, not a curated record. Gene Ontology annotation, molecular function: protein serine/threonine kinase activity; protein tyrosine kinase activity; ATP binding. Gene Ontology annotation, biological process: peptidyl-serine phosphorylation; peptidyl-threonine phosphorylation. Gene Ontology annotation, cellular component: cytoplasm; nucleus. Lineage: Eukaryota; Metazoa; Arthropoda; Insecta; Hymenoptera; Formicidae.